Spizellomyces punctatus DAOM BR117 is the source of this 629-nucleotide messenger RNA. RefSeq lists its product as uncharacterized. NCBI's taxonomy places the organism in Eukaryota, Fungi, Chytridiomycota, Chytridiomycetes, Spizellomycetales, Spizellomycetaceae. The record is from RefSeq and is a predicted model, not a curated record. The transcript has a single exon. The coding region runs from base 35 to 550 and encodes 171 amino acids.
UUCCUCGUCGUCAGCUUGUUCGGGGUCUGUAGAAAUGGCAUCAGUUUCCAUUAUCAACCUUCCAGCCCACUCGGCGCUGAUUAAUGUGGUCAAGGUUCAAAACUGGGACUUUGCUACGGCCGCGAAAGCAAGCAUAGGAGGACUCCUUCCCUUCAUUGAAGAGCACAACCUUCGCCCACUUUUGGCUUCUUCACCCGCCUCAGUCGGCCUGUGCUCCCGCAAAUUCAUAGAUGGCAGACCAUCUCUCUAUGCAAUGGGAUUCAUUGCUCCAAAUGAGUCGGACAUCCCGGCCUCUGUUCCGCGCGUGUCUGGAGACACGUCUGCCGAAGGUCUUGCUCUGUUGACAUUCCCGGCUGGAGAGUGGGCAACUUUAAAGCUCAAGGGGUCGUAUGCAGGAAUUGCUGGUGCUUUUGACACAGUAGUGGAAUUUGUAAAGGAAGAUGGUAGGGAGGUGGACUCUGAGCGCGUAUUCUGUGAGAGGUAUCUGAAUGACUGUCGCAAGGUGGACACGGAGGAUUUAGAAACCGAUAUUCUAGUGCCCAUCAAAUAGAUGUAUCAACAGCAAUGGUUCUGUAUAUAUACAAUAGUUAACCAUGCUUAACAUGCCCGUUCAAGUUGCAUAUAUGGAU